UUAAUAAUAACAAUGAGUGUUUUAAGAGAAAAAGUAGACACGAUCAGUAACAAGCCUCUGCCAUCAGUAAAACCGAAAAUUAUUUCGCCAGAUGAUGUGUUGAAAUUAACUAAAAUUACUGAUACAUAUUUAUGUGAUCCCGAUGCAAACAUUUACGAAAUUGACUUUACACGCUUUAAAUUACGGGAUUUGGAAAGUGGAGCAAUACUUUUUGAAAUUGCCAAACCUGUACCCGAGAAUAUUGAUGAUAAUGCUGAGAAAAACACUGAGAAUGAAGAGAUUCUAGAUCCCAAUGCUGGUAGAUUUGUGCGGUACCAAUUUACCCCACAGUUCUUAAAAUUAGCUACUGUUGGAGCAACGGUUGAAUUUACUGUUGGAAGUAAACCUGUCAAUAAUUUUCGAAUGAUAGAGCGCCACUUCUUUAGGGAUAAAUUAUUAAAAACCUUUGAUUUUGAAUUUGGAUUUUGUAUACCUUAUUCAAGAAAUACUUGCGAGCAUAUUUAUGAGUUUCCUACAUUAGCUCCUGAACUAGUUAAUGAUAUGAUAGAUAAUCCAUUUGAAACAAGAUCAGAUUCUUUUUAUUUUGUGGACAAUUGUCUUAUAAUGCAUAAUAAGGCUGACUAUGCUUAUAAUGGUGGUAUGUCAACAUAACAUUAAAUUUUGUAAACAGGGUUUUACAACAAUAAUAUUGUCUAAAUUUUUGACUUUGAGAUAAAUUUACACAAGUAUGUUAAGCAAUUGUAUGUACAAGCAUACAAAUGGGUUUAGAUACUAUUAAAAAGGACUUUUUAAUUCAAAAUAUAGAUAAAAACUGUUUAAAAUUGUAUUAGCAGAUCAACUACAUUUGUUAUAUGCUUGUACAUGAAACUAAGUUAAGAAUUUGGUAACAGGAAAAUUCAUUGAAUAUUGAAUAAAAUAAACUAAUAUACUUAAUAAUUUUUUUUGUUAAAUUUGCAACAUUUGAAUGGUUAUUUAUGGAAUAGCUUAAAAGGACAUAUGUGGAAAAAGAAAAAUAUAUAUUUAUUCUAUUAUUAAAUACAAUAAAUUAAAGUUAACAAAGUUUUCCAUCUUUCAACUUUACUCAAAAAUGUACCUAUAAUUUUGAAAUUUCAAAUAAGUUCUUGACUUAUACAACUUUAUUAUAAUAAAAUAAUUUUCCAAUUUAAAAUAUGAACUUUCCUGUAACCUGAGAUGCAUUUAAUUUAACACAAAUUUUAAGCACGGACACUGCUUUAAGAAAGAUAUUCACGUGGUGCGCUUGAUUGAGAUUAUUUAGAAGAGUUUACGAUAAUUAUAGAGCUUUUAUCAUAAAAUACGUACUGACAACUAUCAUUCUAUUUAUAUAUUUAUGUUUAUAUUUUUUAUAAAAAAAAAUUCCAGUGAAUAAUUAAAUAUGUGAUAAAAAAAUUUGUUAAUUGAAAUUGGUGCAUUAAUCAAAAACUGUUUGUCGAAUAAACAUUUUUUAGCAUAAUUAAAUGUAUAUACAUUACUGUCCAAAUGUUUGGUAUGAAUCAAAUUUAUUUUUAUUAAAAAUUGUACAAUAACUAGUUUUGAUAAAUAUUUGGAGUGUACUCCAUCCUAUUUAUGGUCAUAAAAAGUGAAAAAAUUAAUAAUUCCAAUAUUUUUGUUCAUUUUUUCCGCACUUUUAAAAUAAAUAUAAGAAAAACAAAAUUUCUACACUUUUUCAACCAAUAAAUUACCGGAUUUUGUCUCAGAAAACUGUUCUUUUUUAACAAUAUAGUAUUUUUUCAGAAAAUACAUAUAAAAACAAACAAUUUGGGAAAAAACCCAACCUAACCUUGUUUGGAAGUGGAGUCCACCCUAUUUGUAUAUGUAGUUAGCUACAACUGAAAUUUGUUUGGCAACAGAUGUACUGUAAACCAGUGUAAUAGUCUUCUACUUCAUAUAAUUAAUCUUCCUUACAUGUAGUUCUAGACCCUUUUUGCUCAAUCCUUAAUUGCUUUUGAGGCUUUUUACACUUUUUAUUAUCUACAGAUGCCAAUACUUGAACGUCUAUGUUAUCUCUACAUUGCAUGCUAUUCUUUUUCUCAAUCUGUAAAAGAUUGUAUCAUGUAAAUCAUUGAUUGUAUUAAUGGUAAUAUCAUUUCUACAUACAGUUGUCUCCCGUUUUUGCCAUUUCUUUCCUGAUUAUUAUUCUCUCCACAUUAUUUCAAUACCUUUUUUAUCUUAUGAUAUACUUUUGCAUAUAUUGAAUGAAAACACAUUUGCUGAAAACUUUUGGACUGUAGUGUAUAAAAAAAUUCAAAUGGUUGGGUACUUUCAUAUUAUUAUAUAUAAGGAAAAAAGAGUGACAAGGGCAUUUUUUUAAGAUUAUAUUUAUACUUCUGGCAAAAGUGAACUUUUUGUACAGAGUGAUUCAUAAAGAAUAUCUUAAACUGGAUAUUAUAGCAUUCAAAAUAUGACGAUAACAAUAUUAAAGAUUUCUGCUGCUUAUAAUUGAAAUUUGGUUUUUGAAUUUUAUCUGUUUCAGUAGUUUUCAGAAUUAAUUAGUUCGAUGUUGUUUUCAAGAAUUUCAUAUUUUUUUAUCUAUGAAGAAUAUAAAAAAGUAUAUGAAUGAUCAAUAUAGUAAAACAACUUUCUUUUGAUUAAUUUUAUUCAAGGUUGGUUCACUACAUAACAACUACAUACUGAACACACUGUUUACACUGCCACUACACCAACACAUAAUUUCACUGUAUGAUGCACAUUUCGACAACCAUGUGUCAGACAGUGUAAUUGUUAGUGUUGGUGUAGUGGCAGUGUAAACGGUAUGUUCAGUAUGAAUUUUACCAUUGGUUCUAAAAAUUCUAACAGCAGACAUGAAAAAAUACUGAAAAUAUUAACAACCACCUACAAAGCACAGGUUUUAAAAUCAAAUAACUCAAAAAUAGAUGAAUUUUCAAAUAAUCUCAGAAUUAAUUGAAAAAAUAUAAAAACUAAUUUAAUAAUUCAAUCGUUUCGAUAAAAAAUUAUAUUUUUGUUUAAAAUUUACAUACUAAACCGAAUAUAACUACUAUUAGAUUUUUUUAGUAAUUCAAAAAAUAUUUACUUUCAUAAUAAUAUAAUUUCAUUAAACAAUUUUUUUAAAAUAUAUAUGUUACAGUUAACCCAUUCCAUUAAAACUUAUUUUCACUAGUAAAAAUUAGUGUUGACCAAUACCCUCAGUGUUAAAACUAGUGUUUUUUUUUACAUUUUCACUAGGAAAUACUAGAAUUUCAUCGUUUUUUCUCAUUUAAUAGAAUUUUCAGUUGAAACUAGCUUUCACUGAGGAAUUCUACUAAUAAAAAAUAGUGAUUCCAAUUAAAAAAUUUGUUCAAAUUUUAUUCUAGUAGAACACUAAAAAGUCAAAAUAUUUUAAAUACACUUUUGUGGCAUAUAAUUUUUUGUACAAACUGCGAUUAGAGACACAAGGAGCAUGUUACGAAACCUUGCCAUCCACCUUGAGCUAGUGGAUGAUUUUUUUCACUAGCACUAUGAAGAGAUAAAGUUGUAUCUGGGACUCCAUCCAAUGGUAGAAGUACCUCCGUACAAUACAAUUUUAACACGGACUAUAAAAUUUUAUUUCAAUUGAUACUAGUUUUCACUACCAACUAAGAAGAUGCAGUUAACUCUAGUUCGAUUAGUAAAAACUAGUUUCAACAACUAAAGAUGGUUAGAACUAGUUUUUCCUAGUAAAAACUAAAAUUAACUGGAAACAGGUUUUAACUAUAAUAUAUAUAUAUAUAUAUAUAUAUAUAUAUAUAUAUAUAUAUAUAUAUAUAUAUAUAUAUAUACAUUUACAAAUAAUAAAUCCUCCAGUUUUGCACUAGAGCUCCAAAAUGGUUCCGAAGUAAAAUAAUAAUUUUUUAUUUUGCUGGCAUGUAGGAAUCUUUGAAAUAAUUUCUCGUUCAAAUUUGUUAGCAAAUUUUUACUUGAAGUGUACAAUAAAUAGUUUCUGAGGUACAGGAAAUUA
Diorhabda carinulata is the source of this 3952-nucleotide messenger RNA. It is a transcript of the gene unc-119, whose product is annotated as protein unc-119 homolog. Gene Ontology annotation, biological process: cilium assembly; nervous system development; lipoprotein transport. Gene Ontology annotation, molecular function: lipid binding. NCBI's taxonomy places the organism in Eukaryota, Metazoa, Arthropoda, Insecta, Coleoptera, Chrysomelidae. The transcript has 3 exons. The record is from RefSeq and is a predicted model, not a curated record. The coding region runs from base 13 to 651 and encodes 212 amino acids. Gene Ontology annotation, cellular component: cilium.